Messenger RNA from Sardina pilchardus (European sardine), 4928 nucleotides. It is a transcript of the gene pbxip1a, whose product is annotated as pre-B-cell leukemia homeobox interacting protein 1a. Gene Ontology annotation, cellular component: membrane. The transcript is spliced from 10 exons. Lineage: Eukaryota; Metazoa; Chordata; Actinopteri; Clupeiformes; Clupeidae. The record is from RefSeq and is a predicted model, not a curated record. Bases 292 to 3189 code for a protein of 965 amino acids.
AUCUACUGUCACCUGUCACUGUCACUCAUCCACGAAAAUGCUCCGUUUCGCAGACACGACACAAAAUUUCAAUUGGCUGCCAACUGUCUGAGAGUCGUUACGUCUGCACUCAACUGAUAUCCCAUUGGAAUAGAGUGGACAACGUAAGAUCAACGCAGUCUGGAAUUCCCAAAGUUCCGAAGUUCGUGAAAGGAGAUCCAUACGAACAGAGGACAGAAGACAUAUUUUUAGUCCUCUAAAACUGAGGGACAGUUUUUGUAAUAGGGUGUUGUCCUUUUCCACGAGGGGGCGAUGUCCGACCACAGUACCGGCAGUAGUGGGUCCUCUACCAACAGCUGGACCAUCCUUUCCCCAGAGGAGGCUGCUGUUGAAACAGUAGGGCCUGAUGAUGGCACUGAAAGUCUCUGUGGAGUUCCAGGGCUUCCCGAGGAAGGAACAGGUGUUCAUCUGGACAGUGACGUGAGUGGGCCUGAUACUCCAGUAGAAGCAGUGUUGUCAGAGGAGGGCCAACAGGUAUGCCAGGAGACCUCCCCAGAGGUGUGUGAGGGCGCGGCCUUCGCCGGCCCCUCCUUCUCGGGUUUUGAGGAAGGCGAGUUUGACCCAGACAUCCACGCUCCCGUCAUCCACGACACCAUCACCAGCUCGCCGCCCGACAGUGACCUGUUGGGCUCCACCCCUUUCGCCAUCUCCUCGGAAGCAGCCAUGCUCUUCUCCGAGGAGCCCGCCUUCGCUCCGCCUGCCUCUGACAUGUUUACCGACGUCGGUUACGGCCGUGAAAUCUCCGCUGAAGAUCUCCUCUUCCAGGAGAGCUGCACCCCUGAGGUCCUGUCAAAGGAAACAAGCCCCGUCCCCGAGGUGACCCCUGAGGUGACCCCUGAGCUACGCCACAGCCCCGAGCCCCUCUCUCAACACAGCCCCGCCCCUGAAGGUCUUCCAGAAGAAAGCCCUGCUGCCCACGAAGCUGUCACUGCGGAAGCCCCCAUUCUUGAAUCCCGGGCCCCGGAGAGCUCUGCCCCCGAGGUGCCUCCUGAAAGUGCCCCAGUUGCCUCCGCUUCCUCAACUGCCCCAGCCCCUGAGGUCCUCCUUACCCGGGAAAGCCCCGUCACUGAACCACAGACUGAGAGAAGCCCCACUCCAGAGGCUGUGCCUGCGGAGGUGACCCAUGAUUUGAGCUCUUCUGCCCCAGAGGCCCCUCGUCCUGCCCCUGCCCCUGCCCCAGUGGAGACCCUGGCUCCUGAGGGAGUUGAGGACCUGAGUCUGUCCAUGCAGGGUCACCCCGUCUCCAGCUUCACCCCCACACCUGAGGCCAGUCCUGCGGAGGGAGGCCUUGGUCCUGUUGGCAUGGAGCCGGAAACCAUCAGCUCCAUCUCAGCCCAGCCUCAGGAAGAGGAGGAGGAGGAGUAUGGAGAGGAACCAGCCUUGGAGGAGGAUGCUGACGUGAUAGAGCAGCAGAAUGUGGAACCAGUGGAAGCAGUGCCCAUUGAGGAGGUGGUCAGGGCCGAGCCCGGGGCUGAGGGGGACGGCCUUCGCCAGAGGCACGCGUCGCCGCCGGAGCCAGCGCCAGCGCUGGGCCGAAGCUCGGAGGACGAAGAGGAGGAAGAAGAGGAGUUCCAGCUGGCCGAGAGGCGAGAGGAGAAGCACGGCUUCGCCCUCAACAAGCUGAUCGUGGGCGCGCUGGUCCUCCUGUGCCUGGGCUCGCUCUUCCUGUCAGAUGAUGGCUAUGAUGGCUCAGAAAUGACUGAACAGGAACUCUUGGAAAGACUUGCUCAAGAAAACCAACAGAUUGCCAUGCUAGAAUCUCAGCUCCAGUCCCAGAAGGAAGCGCUGAACCAGGCUCUUCGAGCGGCCGCUCAACCGGGGGAGGAAGGUGGCGGAGCGCUGCAGAAAGAGAACGUCAAGAUGAAAGAGGAACUAGCCGCCAUGCCUGGCCUGAGGGAGGAGCUGGAGAGUCUCCGAGCCCGAGUGGCCGAACUGUCCCAGCUAACCGUUCGGGAAUCAGAAACCGAGCCUACAGACACAGUCACGCCGCCAGCCGACCAGCUCGAGACGACCAAUCAAAUCCCUGCUGUUCCAGAGCAGAUGGAGGGGGCGGAGCAGGAAGAGGGCGGUGAGGAUGGGUUGAAGGCGGAGCUUCAGAGGCAGAAGAGCCUAUUGGAGGACAGCCGCAAGCGUCUGGAGGGGAUGAAGAGGUCCGUGGGGAAGAAGAAGGGCGUGCGGGAGGGGCUGGUGGAGAUGCAGAAGAGGCUGAGCGAGCAGGCCGAGCGUCUGGACAAGAGGCACGACUGGAAGAGGAAGCAGCAGCAGCGGACGGAGGCCGACGCCAAAAAGGACCAGAACAGGAAGUGGAUGGGGAAGAAGGAGCAAGGGAACCAAUGGGGGGCCAAGAAGGAGAGAGACGAGAAACGGGAGGACAAGAGUGAUAAGCACAAGAGCCAAUGGGAGAGCAAGAAGAACGGCAGAAAAGAAGAUGGUGGCAAGUGGGAGGGAAAGAAGGACCAUGGGAAACCAAAGCACCACGAGGAGUCUGAGAAAUGGAGAGGAGGAGAGAAGGAGCGGAAGAACGGGAAGAACGGAAAAGACGGAGGGAAGACCGAGUCCAAGCAGGACGCCUGGAGGAAGUACCACGAGGACUGGGACGGCCGGAAACACGAACGCAGGGUGGAGCGCGAGAAGAGGAAGAGCGAGCGGCCGUGGGAGGCCAAGAAGGACUCCGGCCACAACCACCACCACCACCAGGGGGCGCACAGCCACGAGAAACCCAGCGAGCACAAGCACGAGCACAAGCACAAGCACGAGAGCGUCGACUUCUGGAAGCACCAGGAGCAGAAGCUCCGGCGGAACCCCGGUCCGGGCCGCGCGUGCUCGGGGGCGGCCGCGUGCGCCGAGGCCGAGGGCCUGGUGGCCGUGGAGCUCGCGGAGUUCCAGGCGCUGCUGGAGAGCUACCUGAGCAAGCUGCCGCCGCCGUCGUCCACCGGCGAGAGCAAGGAGGCGCUCCUGGAGCUGACCACCGGGUUCUUCUCGCCCGGCGACGGCGUGUUCGACCACGAGCGCCUGCUCUUCAGCGACUUCGCCGAGGACGUGGCGGACAUCCUGGAGGACCUGGCCGACGUGCUGGACGACUCCCUCGAGGAGGAGAUGGAGGAGUUUGAGAGGGAGGCGUUGUGGAAGUUUGCUGCCACUGCCGCUUAGGCCUGCUCUCCUCACGCCCCCUUUGGACAUGAGAAGAAGAACAAGGUGAUGGGGUGGGAUAAAAAAAAAAAAAAAGAGGUAGCAUAAAAAGGAUAGAAAAAAGAAAUGGAUGAAAAAAAAACAACAACAAAAAGGUUGCAGUGAUUCUUCAACCUUCACGAAGCCUACAUACAGACGUAGACGUGUGCAUCUCGUGCACAGAUUGUUUCUCGGAAGUCUUUAAAAAAAAUACCUUCUUAAAGUUGUACCUGUUUGUGGGGUUCGCAGUCAUUACCUACCUCCCGUGCGUACUGUCUCUUCAGAGUCCCGACCCCCUCUCGUCUCGUCCACAGUUGGCCACAGUAGUGAUGAGUCUGCGUCUGUGCGAUUCUGUGCCGAGUGGGCGCCACGCCGCUCGAGAAGAUGAAUGUUGACCCUCGUCCGUCAAAAAGAAGCUGAUUGGUGGUCUGACGAUUCCUAGCGGUAAACAGACACUGUGUAUUAGGGUGUUCAUCAGGGCUUGGUGGAGCUGCUCAGCCGCCUCUGGGUUUAAAUGUGAAAGGGAAGCUAGCGCUAGUCUUAAACUGCUAGCCAGUGGCAAAUUCUCUCUUGACCGUGUUCCAAUUAGCAUACUUCUGUACUUACAAGUUAGGUAUUGUAAGUACAGAAGUAUGCGAAUUGGAGCACAGCCUCUGUCUUCACUGUGAGGAUUCAGAGGUCUAGUGGGAGAUUGAGCAUGCUUUCGACGAUGUCUGUCUAUGGAAUAGAGAACAGAAAAAUCAUAUGGACCAGUGAAUAUAAUCCCAGUGACUGUGAAACUCCCCAUAAGGUGAUUUCCGUUUGCUUUGCUGUUUGUUUGUUAAUUUGCUUCGAGCUCAUAGUGCAGGUUAGCCUUUGGGUAAGUUUCACCCCAGGAUAGGUUAACAGGUACAUCACUAUGAAUGUAAUUUAUUUGUAGAGUUUAGUGAAAGCCAUUUUUUCCUGUGUCUUAUAAAAUGGUUUCUUGUUGCUACAGAGGAAAAAAAAAAGUCUAUAAGCUUUGGUAUAGACGUACACCACUGACGAUUUGUAAAACAGAACGGUACUUCGCUUGUCAUAGCAUUGUGAUGGAUUACUUUGUUUGAAAAGGUAAAGUUCUCUUGUGGGUUGCAGUUUGUCAUUAUGUCUAGUUUGCCUCUUCCAUUACUUUUUCAUUUUAGGAAUGUUGGGAUAUGUAGCCAUAUUUCAAUAUUCAAUGUGUUUACUGGACUUUGUUUGGACAAUUUGUGAUGGUGAGAUUUCGGUCUUCAGCAGUAAAUGUGCCUUGGUUGAUUGAGGGGACAGCAUGGAUGUUCUAACAAAGAAAACAAAAUACUGUUUACAUGUUUAUAGUGACACAAAGGCCAUAAUGAAUUUGAGAAGCCUGAAUUGACUCAGCAGCAGCUGCUGUGUGUUCCCAAGUAGUAGCUCUGAUAGUCUAGCCAUAUUGGGUGGAAAUGUCAACCCAAUAAAGUUUCAAAAGAAAACACACUUAAAUGAAAAAUGAACUCCGCUCUUAUUUUUGUUGAAUGUUUAUGGAAGGGUUACACAUGAUGUUGAAUGUGUCAGUAUUUUUGUAAAUAUCGGGAAAAGUCCUUUUUUCUUUUUUUAAUAGCCUGACCACAAUGCAUUAAAGUCAAUGGAAUGGAAAUAUGGUUAAUACAGAAAUACAAUGGAGAACCACAAAAUAAGACAUUGCUCAGUUUGUUUAUUUAUUAAUAUGAAUAAAAAUGUAAUGAUGA